Molecule: messenger RNA, 837 nt
Organism: Moneuplotes crassus
Lineage: Eukaryota; Ciliophora; Spirotrichea; Euplotida; Euplotidae
Source: the annotation of a GenBank genome assembly
AUGUACUCUAAGACUACCAAAUUUGGAACUAAAACUGUUUUCUUGCCCAAUGAGUAUUCUUCUGAUGAUGAGCAAAGCAUAGUGACUCAGGCUUCUUGGUUCAACAGAGCUCAUUACUCUGAUGAAGAGAAAAUGGAUGCCACCCAACUAAAGCUCAGAGAGGCUAUGGUGGAGAGAAUUAAUGCAACAAGAAGCUUGUCCAGAGAGACUCCAAAAUUUCCUCGCAAAAAGUCAAAAACUCAACAAUCCUCGAGCUUGUUGGUUAAGAAGAAAGCUCCUAAGAAUGCUGUGAAGAUGCUCUCACCCUUUGCUCAUAAUAGAAAAUCAACUAAUCACAAAAGGAGCAACUUCAGCAUUGUAGGAACAACAUUUGAAGACUUCUUAACUCACGACCACGUCUCUGCUCUUGAAAGCUUCAACAAAUCAAUGAACUCCCAUCUCUACCCUAAUUCCAGCUCUGAGAACCAAAAUAUCUCCAGCUACUCUACCAGAAUGGAACUUUAUAAAAAGAUUAAUGAACUCAGGAAAGCUAAACUCAAUCUGAGUGCUGAUCGUCAGUCCAUAUCAAGAAAUCAAGAUUCAAAAUUACAAGAAGGAACCUACAAAUUUAGACUUCCCAACAUUAAGAAGCGAUUCACUUACAAACUCGGAAAGCCACAAAAGUCUCGUGAACAAAGCCAUCGCUCUAAAACUAGCAUGUACACCCCUCCUCAGAAGGAUUCACUGGCUAAGGCCUUCGAACGUCUCAACAAAGACCUUGAAAUUGUUCCAAAGUCAUCUUAAUAUAUGUGCGAAGAGAAGACUCUACUUAUACCAUAAUUGUCAUAAAUCUACAUC